Molecule: messenger RNA, 798 nt
Organism: Entrophospora candida
Lineage: Eukaryota; Fungi; Glomeromycota; Glomeromycetes; Entrophosporales; Entrophosporaceae
Source: the annotation of a GenBank genome assembly
AUGGAAUCAGAAAACACUCCUAUUAUGAGGGAAGAAGGAGAUAAGAAAGUAUACCUUUUUAUUGACAAUUCCAACCUUUUUAUCGAAGGGAAAUAUUCUGUUGGACAUCUUGAAAAGUUAGGCACUAUCGAUAAAAAAAGAGGAACUCAUUACUAUGACCUAAUUCGCAUCGAACAUGGACAGCUUCUCAAAAUAGUUCAAAAUGGACGUCCGCUGGGUGCCAACCCCUUUCUAGUCGGUUCAAAACCCCCUAGUGAAGAUUCGAUGUGGAAAUAUAUUCGGGAAUUAGGAUUUGAUGUCGCUGUAUACAAGCGAAACUCUCAAGACCGUGAGAAAAAAGUCGAUGUUAGACUUGCUUGUGCUAUGCAAAAAACAAUUGAAAAAAAUACUCCAGGUGUACUAGUAUUAAUAGCAGGCGAUGGCGAUUAUGAAUACCCCAUAGUAGAUGCUAUAGAAAAUAAUUGGAUUGUUGAAGUAUGGUUCUGGAAAUCAGCUACGUCCAAUGAUUUUCAGAAGAAAGAUUUUCGUCAGCUGGAUUGUCACUAUAAAAUUUUUACAUAUGGGGAUGAACAUACUCCCAAUGAGAAAGUGUAUACUCUUGAGCUUAUCAACGAGAAACUUGAAAAGUGGACAAACAUAGAGGCAAUGCAAUCAUCUUUUGAAGGAGAAGAGGAGGAUUUAGAUGUUUUUGAAGAAGGAACUGAUAUUUCUGAUCCUUUAGAAUUUAUAUUUGUAGAUCCAAUUGCCAAAUGGAGUCUGUGUAGUAUUUUUAAUGAUAAUUUAGAAUCGCCUGAUUUU